AGGAGAGCAGAGGCAGAACACCAAAAAUAAACUUUCAAGUUCCAUCUUCGAACUUAGUUUUCCAGUAAUCCAUAGACAAUCUCUCUGUUCUCGCCAUUCUGAUUACACGUAUAUGUACAUAUGUAGGUCUGCGAUAAACAUUUACUUACAUUAAUUCUCUCGAUCUUCAAAAAUGGUAAGAAAACGCGUCCCAGAUUGGCUCAACAGCUCGCUGUGGACCUCCCCUCCGGCCCCCGCUGAAGAUCGGCUUGUAUCCUCUCCCUCUGCAACCUCCUCUGCUGCCGCCUUCGCGGACCCUCCAGCGGCGGAGCCACCUGUUCCAGUGCCGCCUCCGGCAGUUACGAGGCAAGAACCUCCGAAACAGGAAACAAUCACCAAAAAUUCAAGGAACAGUAGCGCUAGCGAUGAUAGCAGCAAUGGCAGUGGUCCGUCUCCGGACGACAUCUCACGCCAGGCCCAGCUGCUGGCCGAGUUGUCAAGGAAGGUAAUAAAUAUGCGGGAAUUGAGGAGGAUCGCUUCCCAGGGGAUACCAGAUGGGGCCGGGAUUCGUUCUACAGUCUGGAAGCUCUUGUUGGGGUAUUUGCCACCUGAUCGUGGACUUUGGUCGUCUGAAUUGGCUAAGAAGAGAUCACAAUAUAAGCAUUUUAAAGAAGAACUUUUGAUGAAUCCUUCAGAAGUCGCAAGGAAGUUGGAUAAAUCCUCAAUCUAUGACAAUGAGCCAAAUAGUGGAAGUAGUGGUGUACUUGCGAGGUCCGAAGUCACUCAUGGAGAGCAUCCUUUGAGCCUUGGGACGACCAGCAUUUGGAAUAAAUUCUUUCAGGAUACGGAGAUCAUAGAGCAGAUUGAUCGAGAUGUAAUGCGCACUCAUCCUGACAUGCACUUCUUCUCUGGUGACUCAUCGUUCGCAAAGUCUAAUCAGGAGGCUUUGAAGAACAUAUUAGUUGUAUUUGCGAAGUUAAAUCCGGGGAUAAGAUAUGUUCAAGGGAUGAAUGAGAUUUUGGCGCCAUUAUUCUAUAUAUUCAGGAAUGACCCUGACAAUGAAAAUGCGGCAUCUGCUGAAGCAGACACAUUCUUUUGCUUUGUUGAAUUAUUGAGUGGAUUCCGGGAUAAUUUCUGUCAGCAACUUGACAACAGUGUGGUGGGAAUUCGUUCAACAAUGACAAGGUUGUCGCAGCUUUUGAAGGAACACGACGAAGAGCUGUGGCGUCAUCUUGAGGUCACAACCAAAGUCAACCCCCAGUUUUACGCAUUUAGAUGGAUUACUCUGCUCUUGACUCAGGAAUUCAAUUUCGCAGACAGCCUUCAUAUUUGGGACACACUUCUCAGCGACCCUGAAGGUCCCCAGGAGACCGUGCUUCGGAUAUGUUGUGCAAUGCUGAUUCUCAUUAGGAGACGCCUGCUUGCAGGGGAUUUCACUUCUAAUCUGAAGCUACUCCAAAAUUAUCCAUCGACAAACAUUAGCCAUUUGCUCUAUGUUGCAAACAAGUUGCGUGUUCAGCCCUCUACCUAAUUGUUUAUGUUUUUGCACUGUUGUUUUCUUUGUAGUAUCUUCUCUCCAGUAAUUUUGUGUUGUAGGAUUUGGUGUUUGUAAAUUAUUGGAUGCAAAUGUCAAUUUGAGAAUAACGCUAACUUGCAGGGAGAUCGUUCUUUUUGUUAUUCACUAAUUACCUUGUAAUGAAAUAGGUACAUAUUUGAUUGGAUUCUAGACUGAGAAGGUGGUGAUUUAGUUCUUUGGAUCUGUGUUAUGAGGUCGUGAUCUUCUUGUUUGUUCAUACUAUU
Tripterygium wilfordii is the source of this 1779-nucleotide messenger RNA. Its product is annotated as TBC1 domain family member 13-like. The transcript is spliced from 9 exons. Gene Ontology annotation, molecular function: GTPase activator activity. The record is from RefSeq and is a predicted model, not a curated record. Bases 173 to 1510 code for a protein of 445 amino acids. NCBI's taxonomy places the organism in Eukaryota, Viridiplantae, Streptophyta, Magnoliopsida, Celastrales, Celastraceae. Gene Ontology annotation, biological process: intracellular protein transport; activation of GTPase activity.